This is a messenger RNA of Eutrema salsugineum, 1575 nucleotides long. RefSeq names its product glutamic acid-rich protein. The transcript has 3 exons. The record is from RefSeq and is a predicted model, not a curated record. Lineage: Eukaryota; Viridiplantae; Streptophyta; Magnoliopsida; Brassicales; Brassicaceae. Bases 290 to 1420 code for a protein of 376 amino acids.
GAGAGCUUCGAAGGGAUUUUGAGAUCUCGCGGCUCCUUCGUUCCUCUCCGCUCAACUAAUACCUCUGAUCCAUGGCUAAUCUACUGUAACUUCUUAGAUUUGAUUUUGGCGCGUUAUUAGAAGCCCCAAUAUCUUACUUUAAACCCACUCGGUGUCCCUCGUGAUCGAUUUAGGGUUUCGCUGGUCUUAGCGAGAUCUGAGAUUUCGUCAUUGUCCCGUAUUGAUUCCGAGUCAUCUUCUUAGCAUCCAAUAUUUUGUUUGUUGCUUGGAUUUUGUCCUUAAUCUUAAGAUGUCUCGGUGUUUCCCGUUCCCGCCACCUGGCUAUAUACUGAACGGAAUUCGCGAUGAGGCUCUGAUCGAAUCGAUCAAGGGGGCAGAGGAAAAAGCUAAGAAAGAACAACGGAGGAAGGAGAGAAAAAGAGAGAAGAAGGAUAAAAAUGAUAAAAAAGAUAAGAAAGCUAAGAAGGAGAAGAAGGAGAAAAAGAGGAAGGAGAGGGAAAGAGGGGAUGGUGAAAGCGAAAAGCACAGACAUAAGAGACGGCAUAAAGAAGAAGGUGCCAAAGAUAGUCAGAAUCAGAAAGUUGAUGUUUUUCGCAAACUAAAAGAAAGGGAAAAUGACUGUUUGGAGAAGAGUAGCCUUACUGUAGAACGUGAGCUGCUUCCGUCGACGUCUCAGAACUCUUGUGACAGCACUGUUAACAGCAAUGAGUUACCUAAGCAGAAGGAGAAGCAGCCUCUCGAUGGUAGACGUAACAAUGACUCUGGAUCUACUAUUCUUGUUUUGCCUUUUCAGGACAUUGAUGACAUUAUUUCUUCAAAUUGUUGGUAUGAAUUUGAAGAAAGCAUCAUUCGGAUCCGAUUGCCUCUCCGAAGGCUUAAAGAUCCUGAGUUGAUGACGAUGACCAACAACGAUCAACAAAAACUGUGUCCUUCCCGGGAAACAAAGUUAGAUACCUCUCAGCGUGAUACUAGAGAGCAGCCGGUGAAACAGCAACAACCUUGUUCCACUUCUGCACCAGGACAUGCUUCAAAGCCACUUGAAGAGAAAAGAAGAGAUCACGUUUUCACAACGAAACUCGCUAAAGAGAAGAAAUUUAAACCUACUAGCCAAGAAACUUUUCAACCUUCAAGCCUGUGCAGGAUUUGCCCUCCAUCCAUGGCUGUGCAAUUCUUGAAUGUAGUUGAGAAUUGGGUCCCUAGCACGAUCGAGAGAAGAGUAGAGCUCAUUAACUCUGAAGAUGAAGAAUGUUGGUGGUCCAUGAAUAAGCCAAGUAGCCACAAUUUCGGCACAGAAAGAUGCAAACAGCUUAGUAGAAACAAUGAGACCAAGGAAGUAAUAAGCAGUUCAGUGGCGUGGCCACGUGCUCGCCUUUUAUUAGAAGCUGAUGUUCAUGCCUUACCUUACACCGUCCCUUUCUGAUAAUGUCAAAGAGCAGGGAGAUUUUAACAAGGAACCUGGUCGAGAUAUCCAUGUACCGGACUCGGACCAGACAUUUUUUGGUUUAGCCUUAUAAGGUUGUAUGAGACCACUGUUUGUUGUUUUUUGCGGUUACUUAUAUAGUAAUAUCAGUAUAA